Molecule: messenger RNA, 1044 nt
Organism: Rotaria sp. Silwood2
Lineage: Eukaryota; Metazoa; Rotifera; Eurotatoria; Philodinida; Philodinidae
Source: the annotation of a GenBank genome assembly
AUGCACGAGGUCGGUACUCAUACAGAACUUGCCGAAAUUCUUCAAGAUUCACAACAAUCUCAGUCAACAACAACAUUUACUAAUGGAGAACAUGAAUUAUCGUCAAAAAAUUCAACGAAUCAUUUGUUAACUACCAUGGUUUCUUCUCAAGAGAAAUUUAUCGAAUUACCGUUGCAGCGUCUUCCAUCGUCGAAAAGUCGGUGCUGUGUUUGCCACGACUAUUUUUUGAAGAUCAAGACGCGAUGUUCAGAAAUCAACCAAUCCACACGUUCUAACAUGCUUCUUACUUACAAUAUUAUUGUUUCAGACGGUAGUACUUGCUGUUCAAAACAUUUACAAGACGACGAAUUCAAAGAAGAUGCUAUAGAAUUGAUGAAAAAAAUCCAGCAAUAUUAUAAUGUGACUAUCGACGAACUUAUGCAAUCAUUAACAGAUCUUAAAAUCUCAUUUGCACGGCUUAAAUCUUUAUUGUCGAAAACAUUAUAUCGUCCAGCUAUCAAUUUUGACGAUACUCAAAUGAUGUCGGACCAAUAUUUCAUUCUUACUGGUAUAUCAAAAGAGAGUUUCGAUAAUCUUUGUUCUCAUAUUUCGGCUACGAGACUCAGGCAAUCAGGUUUACGAUCGACUCGUCAGUCUAUCGGGUGUCUACUUGUUAAGUUGAGACUGGGAGUUAGUAAUCAGACUUUGGCUACAUUACUCUGUUUAUUCGAUAGGCGAAUAGUCAGUCGAGUUGUUGAUAGUGCACACACGGCUCUGAUGCAACAUUUUGUUCCAAGAUAUUUGGGAUUUGAUUAUUUGAGCAGACGUGAUCUUAUAUAUAAUCAUACACGACCAAUUGCUAAACGUCUUUUUACUCAGCCGGGAGAGGAUGAAGCAAUCUUCAUUCUCGAUGAAACAUAUUUGUACGUUCAAAAAAGUAGUAACAAUCUUUUACAACGUCGAACAUAUUCGUUGCACAAAGGACAGGCUCUUAUCAAGCCCAUAAUGUUUGUUUCCACACAUGGUUACAUCAUUUCAACGAUUGGACCAUAUCUUGCAGAUUGA